This is a messenger RNA of Mangifera indica (mango), 1848 nucleotides long. Its product is annotated as E3 ubiquitin-protein ligase RFI2-like. The record is from RefSeq and is a predicted model, not a curated record. Lineage: Eukaryota; Viridiplantae; Streptophyta; Magnoliopsida; Sapindales; Anacardiaceae. The transcript is spliced from 6 exons. Gene Ontology annotation, molecular function: ubiquitin-protein transferase activity. Bases 234 to 1520 code for a protein of 428 amino acids.
AGACAAUAAACCAACAGAAAUUUGGAAACAAAAACACACUCAAAAAAAAAAAAAGCCAACUUUUUUUUUUCCCAUUACGUUUCACCAUUUUUCUCCUUCAUUUCUAUAUCAAUCUAUCUUAUGGUUCCAUAAUUCAAGUUUAAUUAUUUAUUUUCGUCAUCGUUUGGUCGGGGUGGUGAUGAUUUUGAUUUCGUUUUGAAUUAGGGUUUUGAAAUUUGUGAUUCUGGUUAAUUAUGGGAUUAGGAGCUAAUUGCGACGAUGAUGUGGUGGUUGAUGAUGGAGUGGACGAUGAAGGUGAGUGUAACACCGGUGGUAAAGGUAAAGGGUUUGGCUCCGUUUCGUGCUCGAUUUGCCUUGAUUCAGUCACCGAUAAUGGGGAUCGGUCGUGGGCGAAGCUUCAAUGUGGUCAUCAGUUUCAUUUGGAUUGCAUUGGGUCAGCCUUCAAUAUAAAGGGUGCAAUGCAAUGCCCUAAUUGUCGAAAAAUCGAGAAAGGUCAAUGGCUUUAUGCAAAUGGUUGUCAUUCGUUUCCUGAAUUUAGCAUGGAUGACUGGACUCAUGAUGAAGAUCUAUAUGAUCUAAGCUACUCUGAAAUGUCUUUUGGAGUUCACUGGUGUCCAUUUGGUAGCUUAACGCGACUCCCUUCAUCUUUUGAUGAAGGAGAAUUUUCUUCAACUGCAUAUCAUGAUCUACUGGGACAGCAUACUAUCUUUGCUGAGCACUCUGCUGUAUCAUCCACUACUCACCCAUGUCCAUAUAUUGCUUAUUUUGGACCCAUUCAUCCCUUGUCCUCAAACAGCAGCGGAAGUGUUUCAGAUGGUUCUAAUUUCAAUAAUCCCUGGAAUGGUCCAUCGGUACAUAGUGAUAUGCCAACUUCAUAUAAUUUUCCUCCCAUGGAUCUUCAUUAUCACACUUGGGAUCAGCAUUCAUCUCCCUUCACUACAUCAAGCAGUCGAAUUGGUAGUGGUGAUCAGCCUUCGACUCCACCUGUCACUCAAAGGUCAACAAGGGUCACCUCUGAUAUACCAAGAUCAGGAUCUUUUAUGCACCCAUUCCUUGUUGGUCAUGGCGCUAGAGCUGGAAGUUCAGUUGCAACAUCAAUGAUACCUCCAUACCCAGGCAGCAACACCCGAGCACGUGAUAGAGUCCAGGCUCUCCAGGCAUACUAUCAACGGCAACAACCCAGCAAUUCACCUGCCAUGAGGACGCCCAUCAUCCCUGGAAACCGGAGAUCUGGUGGUCAUAGAGGUAUACCUCAAAUAGGUCCCGUGGCCUCGUCAUCAGAUCAGACCAGUGGCUUCUAUUUCUUCCCUUCAGGUACAUCAGGCCGUAACUACCAAGAGGCUGACAAUCUUCUGUCUAGUCGUUUCCAUGCAUGGGAAAGAGAUCCCUCGUCAUCAUUCUCCAUGAACCAAGUCGACCGAGAUACCAGUUGGGGUGGAUAUCAUCAGCCCACUGGUGGCUCAGAUUCAGGUAUUAGACCGACCAGCUUGCGACGAAGGCAUGGACCCGAGAGGACAUGAUCACAAAAUCAGUCAGAGAAAAUUUCUUUCUUGUGCUAUGUUGGUGCAUCAAACAUACUACUACUGUGACUGAAACCAAAAAUAUGUAUGCUUGAGAAACGAUAUAUAAUGCUUGGAGUCUUAAACAGACUCAAAAAAUACUGUGAGAGUGGCCCUGGAAAACGAUCUUUUUCGCAGCCACAUGGCGAUGUGAUGAAACUAUUUGGUUUCCUGAAGUUUCUUUGCCUUUGGGAAUGUGAAAUAAUCUCAAAUGUUGAUGGGCGAAGUAGAAUGUGAACAUACUCUUGUGAUAAAGUCCAAAGCCAGAAGAGUGAACUUUGUAUAUCUA